This is a messenger RNA of Aaosphaeria arxii CBS 175.79, 3383 nucleotides long. RefSeq lists its product as uncharacterized. The record is from RefSeq and is a predicted model, not a curated record. The transcript has 3 exons. The coding region runs from base 102 to 3191 and encodes 1029 amino acids. NCBI's taxonomy places the organism in Eukaryota, Fungi, Ascomycota, Dothideomycetes, Pleosporales.
CGGGUUAUUCUUAGCUGAAGCCAUCGACUACCUUCGACCUCCCCCAAAAACCUCCCCACAAGCUUUCAACCGUAGGGAAGCUCUUGGCCGCCAGCACUGCGAUGCCUUCGAAACUUCCAUGGUCCAAGUCGAAUCGCUCGCAGCAUUCUGUUGACCAUUCCUCUGGCCAUUCCUCGCCUGUGCCUUCUAUGAACAACGAGGCCGCUGCACAGCGAUUUACUGCCCCCGACGGCCAGCAACCACAACAACCUCUCCAGGGCCAACAGCAACCUUUAAUACAGCAGCAGAUCCCUCAAUCCGCCGCACAGGACGCAUAUAGACAGCAAUUCCCCGCUCGCACGACAAGUCACCGACACUCCACCAACCUCUCCCUCCAGCAGCCCGCGCUGGUCAUCCAGCCCGGCCAGAAUCCCAUCGCGCCGCAACCCUCACCGGCGGCCAUUGAGCAACAGAGACGUGGCUCAUACCAACCGCAAUCGAGCAAUUACGUGCAACAGCAACAGCAGCAGCAGCAACAACAGCAGCCACAGCAGGAGACUCAUAAAAAGUCGUUGCGCAGCCGCAUUGCGGCCGGGCUGACUGGGCACAAAGACGACGAAAGUCGGCAUUCAAAGGGGAACGGCAUUGUCGGAAGACGCGUAUCGGUCAGGAAGAACGAUACACAACCACGACCGGAGAGCUACCAAUCGACGGGCAACGACAGGCUUCAGGCUCAGCAGUGGUCGCAGAGGCAGGGAUCCAGCCCGCAUCUGCCCACGUCUAACGAGCAGGACGAGGACGACUUAGACCCGUUCCUCCAACAAGACGAUCGUGCUACACCGCAGCCACCGCCAAAAGAUCCAUCUUUUCACCAGCAGCAGCAUCCUCAGCAAUUUGUGCAGAGCUCGCACCAGGAGCAGCAGCAGCAGUACGGUCGGCCCCCACUCGCUAAAGUAAACACCGAAGGGAGUUAUCAUACACAAGGCGGGGUAGAUCACUAUAGCCCCGAGCACCAACAGGGUCUCACGCCGCAACAGCAGCAACAGCAACAGCAGCAGCAGCAACCUCAACAACAACAACCUCAACCACCACAGUCGCAGCAGCAACAGCAGCAGCAGCCACAGCAAAUUUAUCAAAGUUACACGCCAGCGCCUCAGCACCAACCCCAAAACCCGAACGAGUAUCAGGCGUUCCACCCGCAGAGUGCGCAGGGCCCCCACCCUAACUCUCAGCUGCAGCCUCAAGACCUCUCACCCCAACAACAACAACAGCAGCAGCAGCAACAACAACCCUUCUACCCAUAUCAACCACCACCACAACAACAGCAACCACCGCCACCACAGCAAACGAAUCAACAGGUACAGCAACAUUCUCCCCAAGAUCACCAACACCCCAACAUCCUAUACCAAGCCCAACAGCAACAAUUCGCACCUCCGCCUCAGCCGCAGCAGGGCCAAGACUUCCAUCAACGGCACCUCCAGCACGACCGUCCUCCAUCGCAGCAGCAAGAGCUCUCGAUUCUCCAAUCCCAACAGCACCAAAUACCCCAGAUCGUGCAACAAGCGACCCAAGCUGACCCCCACCACCUACAGUCACUCCGCCCGCCUUCACAGCAUCAGCUUGCCCCACCCUCGCCCAUCCAGCAAACACCUCAGUAUCAGACUCACGACGUACAGCAGGGCCAAACUACCCAAUCCGCCGAGACUCACGGUCAAUCCAUAACUCCCCCACAACAGGGUCAACAGGGUCAGGACAGCAUGGCGCCGUCCAGCCAGCCCCGCAACACGCUGCGCAAGGUCAACGAGGCCGGCGGUCAGCCCAACAUGCCCUCGCGAGAGUCUUCUCUCCUGCAACAACCGUCAGGUCAAGGUCAGAAUCCAGGACAACCACCCGUGUCGCCGGGCAUCGCCACAUUCGGGGCUAACGUCGUGCCCUCAGCUUCACAAGGACAACCCUACCGAGGGGAUAAGGCAGGACAGCCAGGCCAGAGUGGGGACUUGGGUAGAGCUACACCGCCGCCGCGAUCUGCGACCGAAAUGUCGGAAGAUGAAGUAUUGCAAUUGGUCAAGGAGCAUGAUGUGCUGCGCGAGAAAUAUCAAAAGGUCAAGCGUUACUUCUUUGAGCAACAGUCACAGGUACACCAGUUACAGAACACCCUCGCACAUCAGCGAUUGUCGCUGUCGCGAACGUCUUGGGACGACAGUGAAUAUGCUACUCGAUUUAACAGGAUAGACGGGCUGAUAGCACAGCUAUCAUUCUCCAUUCGCAAGGAUUGGAAGACAAUACCGCAAUGGCUCCACCCCGUUGUGAACAAGACGGCUGUUGAGACGGGUAAACAGGAGAUGACGGCGGUCGGUCGCGCGUUUAUUUCGUCGUGGUUGGUCGAAAACAUCUUCGACAAGUACUUUCACCCAGAUCUCGAAGUCGGCCUGUCUACACAAUUGAAGACGAUCCAGCUUAACAUCCGAAAGUUCUCCCCCGCGUGCCAGACGAGCGAAGACGAAGAGGCUAUUGUGGCCAAAGUCAUUAAUUGGCGGCUAGCUACAUUGGAAGGCUUGGCGGAUUUGCUCAAAGCCCAGCAGUCGGCGACGAAUCGCCAGGCUCUGAUUGAAGAGCUGAACGAGAAGCUCAUCGCAUCACUCCAAAUGUAUCUCAACGACCCUGCUCCGCCGGACCUCAACGGAGGUGUGACGAUGAUCAUCGAAUUGGCUGUCAGCGUUGCCCAACAUCUGCCACUCGAGAGCCGAGAAGUACAUAUUGAGUAUUUCUAUCCUGGCCAGGGCCUUCUUCCCGACAUGAUGAAGGUGGAAUCGGGCAUCCCCGCCCUGACGAACCCCAUCGUUGACAGCGAGGAGGCCGAUCGGGCGUCUCUGCGAAGCGUCGCAUCUAAGGCCGAAGACUCCGCGUCUCUUGCCGAGCAUGAGCAAGCCCAACAAGCUAGCCAGGUUCCCAAGGAGGCUGCGGACAAGAAGCGCAGCAUGUUCGACAACUUUAGGAGCUCGAAGAAGCCGUCGCAGACCCCCGCGCAGCUCGGAAAGCGCGAAUCGACUCUCGACCAGGGCAGCCAGCACAGCUUGUUACAACCCCGGCCGAGCAGUUCGAGCGGUAGCAAAGAUGAAUCACCGCCCCAGCGAGUCCGUCUGGCCGUUGGAGUCGCGGUCCAGACCCGUGGAAAGAGCAUUCUCAUCAAAGCCCCCGUAUACACGACGUGAAACGGUCAUUGAUGAUGAGUUCCCAUUGUGAAUAUACCCCCUGUAGAAUGACUUGGGUUGCGUAUUCUUGACGAUCUAGAUGGACGUGGUAACGAAUGUCUCAUUUUUUUUUUCCUGUUUGGUUUAAUAUUUAUUCACAUAUUGGCGCCUCCUACAAGCUGCAGAACCAUUGAUUGGAUCGGGGGAUGGUGG